CACUGCGGGCUGCCGUACUCGAGCCAGUCGCCCCGCCUCCGACUGCAACGGAGUGACCCGCUCAGCCGCCUCCGGACUCCUCCCCGGGCUCCCAACUUCACCAUUAAAUCUGAUAAAGUGGCAGGAGGCGAACCAACCUUUGACGUCAGCAAAUCUGUGGCUGCUGGUCACGUGAUCACAUGACAGCGUCCUCACACGGUUGUUGCUGCAGGCUGAAUAUGAUCAUUCAUUAGGUUUUAAUAACCAGCUUAUACAGGAAAUGCAAUAACGUCACAUCGGUACCAUCCUUCCUCCUGCUGCUGAGACAUGACCCGUAACAGAGCUCAGCAUCUGCAUUUACAAACACAGCAGCACAGGUCAGGACAGUGGAGACUUCCACGAUGAUCCCUGUGCGCUGUGGGAAGCACCGAGGCUUCCUCGUGAUUUACAGACAGCUCUGAUCACAGGAGGAGAAAUGGAGCAGGAGUAAUCCUGAAGGAGGAGCCUGAGCAGUGCUGUGGAGGUGAGGAGGCAAGGUCACCAGUAUGAAGCGUGAGGUCGAAGGGUGUCAGUGUGUACGCCCCGCAGGGUGGAGGUCAGAGGGGUGGAGGAAGGUACAGAAGGUGUGAUCUGAGCGAGAUAUGACACUGUGAGGUGGUGUCAGGGAGGAUGUAGCUGGGCAGUAUCGGAUGGUUGACUGCAGGGUGACUUUGGACAUCAAGAAGAGCAAGUGAGUGAAGGAAGGAUGCUGGGAAAGUAAAGCUGAGGGAAACUGCAGGGAGUGUCCUCUGGACAAAGGAAGGAGGACAAGGAGGCUUGGUGUGGACCCAAAGCAAUGAACGGUGCACUAGAGAGGUGAAGAAGGCAGGGCGGAGCGGGUGGAGAUGAAUGUCAGGGGUGAUUCGUGACGGAAGGGUAGCAGCACGAGACAAAGGGAAGGUUCAAAGACAGCAGUGAGCUCUGCUGUUUGGAGAUGGCAGAGGAUGAGCUGAAGAUGUUCAGACGUUCACUGGGAGUGAGAAGGAGGAGUCCAUCAGAGGAGCAGCUGAGAGGGUGAGAUGGUUUGAGCAUGUGCAGAGGAGCUGCCAGGUUGAUGGAGCUGCCAGGUGCAGGACGACUGCUUUGAGUUUCCUGCGGUCGGCACGGAGCUUCGAGGUUUGCUGCUACAUGAAGAAUAGAAGUUUUAAUAAGUGGGUGAAAGUGGAGGAAGGAGAGUCUGAGAGGAAACCCAGAGCCAGGAUGGACUGAUCGUUGAAAACAUGCACGAUGUGCCGUACUCUCUGAGCGCGGGCCCCGAGGUGAGCGCCUGCAUGACCGCCGUCUGCUGCAGCGUUAGGGCCGCCUGUCCGUCCCUGCCUAUAGGAGCGCAGAUCCUGACUGCAGCCAAUCAGCAGGCUCUGGCUGUGGCUCUGGCUUCAGGCCUGGACUUCAUCAGGGCUGAGGGCUUCGUCUUUGCUCACGUGGCAGACGAAGGCCUCCUGAACGCCGGCGCCGGGGAGUUACUGCGGUACCGCAAACAGAUCGGAGCUGAGCACGUGCAGAUCUUCACCGACAUCAAGAAGAAGCACAGCUCUCACGCCCUGACGUCAGACGUGAGCGUCGCAGAGACGGCGCGUGCUGCUGAGUUCUUCCUCUCAGACGGCGUCAUCAUCACAGGAGCAGCCACAGGACUGCAGGCCGACCCCGAGGAGCUCCGAGACGUUUCCCAGUCUGUGGGAAUCCCCGUGCUGAUUGGCUCAGGAGUGACCUAUGACAAUGUCGAGAGCUACCUGGAUGCAAACGCGAUGAUAGUGGGCUCCCACUUUAAGCUGGGCGGGCACUGGGCCAACGAGGUGGACCCGCAGCAGGUGAAGAGGUUCAUGGGGAAAAUCCGGAAGCUCCGGCAGUGAACGAGCCCACCAUGAAGACACGCAGACCGCAGCUUUAGAAAAUCUCAAAAACUUUAUUUUGCUUUUUUAAAACAUUUUAUAAAUACACAC
Molecule: messenger RNA, 1958 nt
Organism: Pundamilia nyererei
Lineage: Eukaryota; Metazoa; Chordata; Actinopteri; Cichliformes; Cichlidae
Exons: 5
Coding region: 1239-1868 (209 amino acids)
Source: RefSeq, a predicted model, not a curated record